AUGGCACCAGCAAAGAAAGCAACAGAUGUGUAUUUCACAUUAAACAACGGCAACAAGAUUCCUGCCUUGGGUCUAGGCACCGUUCCAUCAGAUGAUCCAGCCGACGUCAAGGAUCAAGUAGUCACCGCCAUUAAAGCAGGCUUCAGAUUGAUUGACACCGCGUGGUACUACGGCACCGAGAAAUACGUGGGGGAAGCAAUUAAGCAAGUUAUCGCAGAGGGUAUAGUUAAGCGUGAGGACUUAUUCAUCACUACCAAGGUCUGGCCUUCGUUCUGGCACAACCCGGAGAAAUCCUUGGACCAAUCGCUCGAGACAUUAGGUUUAGAUUACGUUGAUUUGCUUUUGCAGCAUUGGCCCAUUUGCUUGCAUGGAGAUGAAAACGGCCAGCCUACUCAACCAAAAGAUGAGGAAGGCAAUUUGAAAUACGACGAUGAUCCAGCCACGGGAACAAAGUUUAUCGAUGUUUACCACACGCUUGAAGAUAUCUUGGACAACACGAGCAAGACCAAGGCGAUUGGAGUCUCCAAUUACUCGAUCCCCAAAUUGAAGCAAUUGUUACCCAAGAUCAAGAAACAUGUCCCCGCGGCAAACCAAAUUGAAUAUCACCCGCAAUUGCCCCAACAGGAUCUAGUUGAUCUUUGCACCGAGCACAAGAUUAUCGUGGAGUGCUAUUCGCCCGUGGGUGGACCUGGUGCACCCGUGUUGAAACUUCCCUUGGUGCAAGAGUUGGCUAAAAAAUACGACACCUCGGUAAAUGAGAUUGUCGACGCCUAUCAGAUUUUGAACGGCAGAGUCGCUUUGCCCAGAUCUUCGAACUUGCAACGUAUUGCCUCGAUUACGGGGUUGCCUGAGUUGACCAAGGAGGAAUUGGAUGAGUUGUACCAGAUUGGAGCUAAAAAUCCAACUAGAUACACCAAUGACCCAUGGGGUUACGGUAUCGGGUUCCGCUGGUGGCAAGGUGAUGAUAAAAGCAAAUCGUUUGAGUGA
This is a messenger RNA of Lodderomyces beijingensis, 987 nucleotides long. The record is from the annotation of a GenBank genome assembly. NCBI's taxonomy places the organism in Eukaryota, Fungi, Ascomycota, Pichiomycetes, Serinales, Debaryomycetaceae.